UCUUCCGUUUUCUCAUUCUAUAUAAGGAUGCAAGAGAGGUGUUCGUCUUCCAUAUACUUCUUCUGUACAAGAGGAUAAUGGAAAGAGAAUUAGUUGAAGAUAUUGUGAUUGUGGGCGCUGGAAUUGCAGGCGUCACAACUUCAUUAGGUCUUCAUAGAUUGGGUAUUCGAAGUUUGGUGUUGGAAUCUUCGGAUACUUUGAGGGUCACUGGCUUUUCUUUGUCCUUGUGGCAAAAUGCUUGGAAGGCUUUGGAUGCUGUCGGUGUUGGAGACAAACUCCGCCGCAACCAUCAACGACUUCAUGGGUAUGCACAAACAUCUUUUAAAUUUUCUUCUUAG
Vigna umbellata (rice bean) is the source of this 338-nucleotide messenger RNA. The record is from RefSeq and is a predicted model, not a curated record. Lineage: Eukaryota; Viridiplantae; Streptophyta; Magnoliopsida; Fabales; Fabaceae.